This is a messenger RNA of Pelecanus crispus (Dalmatian pelican), 735 nucleotides long. The record is from RefSeq and is a predicted model, not a curated record. NCBI's taxonomy places the organism in Eukaryota, Metazoa, Chordata, Aves, Pelecaniformes, Pelecanidae.
AUGGAGAACUUGGUGCCUGGCUCCAACCUUCCUCCACUUUUUGCAGAUGAAGAUGGAUCUAAGGAAGGUAGUGAAAUUACUAUAACUGGAUUAGCUCAUUCUGAGAGUUCAUUCGGUGGUGGAACUUCACAGUCUGUGAAUAACCCAGAUUUGGUGGAGGAUUUGUCACAGGUUCAGCCGCUGCAAAAUGAGUCCUCGAAUACUGCUGAAAACACUGAGCAGAAGCCUGAGGAGGAGCAGCAAAGAACUAAACGAGGAGGCUGGGCCAAAGGGAGAAAGAGGAAGAAACCCCUUAGGGACACCAAUGCCCCCAAAUCCCCCCUCACAGGGUAUGUGCGAUUCAUGAAUGAGCGUAGGGAGCAGCUUCGAGCGAAGAGGCCUGAAGUUCCUUUCCCAGAGAUCACCAGGAUGCUGGGCAAUGAAUGGAGUAAACUGCCUCCUGAGGAGAAACGGCGAUACCUUGAUGAAGCAGAUAGAGAUAAGGAGCGUUAUAUGCGGGAGCUGGAGCAGUAUCAGAAGACUGAAGCCUACAAAGUCUUUAGCAGGAAAGCACAGGACAGACAAAAAGGCAAAUCACACAGACAAGAUGGAGCAAGACAGCCAGCCCAUGAGCAUGAGGUAAACCUCUUCAUUCUACCCUUACAUCAGUGGGUAGAUUUUCAGAUGACAAAAGUAUCUAGUGAAGUCAAUAAAAACCAGUUUAUGCCAGUUGAAGACCCGAAUCAGAGGUUUAGA